AUGAAGGUUUUAGAAUUUAUUUUGGCACUGAUUCUGGUUCUUGCUGUGGUUCAUGUUCAGCCAAACCUAGCUGUUAGGGUAUUGAACAUGAAGGAACAACUGAACCUUAUGUCUCUAGACAAGGGUCCUGUGACCCCCUCAGGGCCUUCUACCUGCACUUACAUUCCCGGAACCGGUGGCAAAAACUGCCCCCCUUUGGAGGAAAUGAAUGUCGCAGGAAAUUACGUUCAGCACCACAGUGAUGAAACUUAUCCUCGUCUAGUUGUUCCAUUUGGUCCAGUGUCAGCAAUAGAAACAGAUCUUGAAAACCAUUCAGCUGAACCAGUGGUUACUGCAGAGGAUCUUUCACAGGCCAACGAUCAUGUACCAAAACAAAAGCAGAUUAUGAAACCAUUGAAACCAUUAGUACAAAAGCUCAAUCUAAAGGUUCUUUUAGCAACUGCAACAAUCGGAUCGAUUCUUGGUCUAAUAAUUGGUGUAGUUCCUCCAUUCCAAAAGAUGUUUGUUGGAGAUGAUGCUCCUUUAGGUGUGAUUGAAGACUCUGCAUCCAUGCUGGGGGACGCAUCCAUUCCGGCAAUCACUUUGUUACUUGGAGCAAAUCUUCUGAAUGGGUUAAAACGGUCAGGAAUGAAGCUUUCACUUGUUGUGAGGAUCAUUAUAGUUAGAUACAUUGUCUUACCAAUUUUAGGUGUGGCCAUUGUAAAAGGUGCAAUUCAUUUUGGUAUUAUCCAGCAUGAUCCAUUAUACCAGUUUAUUUUACUCCUUCAAUACGCCCUUCCGCCUGCAAUAAGCAUAAGUACAAUUACUCAAUUAUUUGGAGCCGGUGAAACAAAAUGCUCAAUUGUUAUGCUAGCAACUUAUGUCUGUGCCUCAUUUUCUCUUACACUAUGGUCCACAUUGAUCCACGUGUCCAUGCCUUGGGAUUCCAGUACAGGACACUACUCUACCAAUGAACUCUCAUGCAUGGAAUUGGAAGGAGAAACUACUGUUUCUGCACCUGCUUUCCCCUGA
Molecule: messenger RNA, 1011 nt
Organism: Glycine soja
Lineage: Eukaryota; Viridiplantae; Streptophyta; Magnoliopsida; Fabales; Fabaceae
Product: protein PIN-LIKES 3-like
Exons: 9
Coding region: 1-1011 (336 amino acids)
Biological process (GO): endoplasmic reticulum to cytosol auxin transport
Cellular component (GO): membrane
Source: RefSeq, a predicted model, not a curated record